This is a messenger RNA of Caenorhabditis remanei, 1620 nucleotides long. RefSeq lists its product as uncharacterized. The transcript is spliced from 7 exons. Gene Ontology annotation, molecular function: protein binding. The record is from RefSeq and is a predicted model, not a curated record. Bases 1 to 1620 code for a protein of 539 amino acids. Gene Ontology annotation, biological process: innate immune response. NCBI's taxonomy places the organism in Eukaryota, Metazoa, Nematoda, Chromadorea, Rhabditida, Rhabditidae.
AUGCUCGAGCCUCCUUCACUUCCACCAAUAGAGCUGCAUUCACUCAUUUUAUAUAAUAUUCAUCAAUGGAAAACCGUCGAAAAAUCAUACGAAAACUAUAAAAAAGUGUGCAGAUGGCCAGUGGAAAGAAAUAUAUUGUCGUCAGAAGAUUUCAAAUAUUUAUUCGAUCAAUAUUCAAAAGAAUAUUAUUAUCUGAGUAGAAAUGGACGUAAACUCCCAAAGUACUGCUCCGAAAUUUGCAUUCAUUCCGAUUUCGUCGAGGAAAUUUCAAAAAAAGGAUCUUAUGAAAAGAUUAAAGAUGCACUCGGUGAAAAUAUGAUGUAUAGAGAUGUAUUCGAGUAUUUUUAUGAUAAAUUCGAAUUGAAAGCAGCCUCGAAACAUCUGAAAUUCAGUGAUUUGCCGUUCGAUGUUAUCCGAAUUGUUGUAGAAUACGGAGAUUUAAAAUCAAAAUUGACUCUUCGAAAAGUGUCAAGAGAUCUUCGAAUGAUUGUCGAUCAACAGAAACCAGCAUUCAAAUCGAUUAGUAUCCGAAAUGAAAACUAUGAAUCUAUUUACGUCGAUUUCAAUGAUCGAAGUAUAGUUUAUACAAAUAAUCAAUAUCAUCCGAUGAAAUAUAAAACAAAAGUGAUUGUGAACUAUCAUUUUGAGGAGAUUGCAUUCGAUGAUUUCGCAUUUGCAUUCAGAAAUCCCGCACUUCAACUGAGUUCUCUUCUUAUUCGAUUGACUGAUUUGGAGUAUGAACAACGGUUGAUUAACAUUCUCAACUCAUUGAAUCACCAAAUCCACGUGGAGUAUUGUUUAAUAGAUUUUGGAAAUGAAGAAUAUGUUAUCAAUAUUUUGAAAUGUCUGGAACCAAAAACACUGAAUAAAUUGACUGUAUGUUAUGCGCCCUCUGAUUCAAAUGAUGGCGACGAGAUCAGUUUCAUGAGUUUGGAAGAAGUGUCUACGAUGGAUUUAUGGAAACAAGUGAAGCAUGUGAAAGUAUUGGAUAUACCGAUCAUAUCGAUCGAUCCAUUUCUUCAUUUGAACACAUUCGAAGUUGAAGUCGAAUCGAUUUCAAUGGAGGACUUGUUGAAGCUAAGAAAUGCUGCAUCCGAAUCGACCAACUUCGUAUCCUGUACAAUUAAUUCUGAACAAUUCGUAAUUGAUGAGUUCAUUGCGAUUAAACUUUGUAUUGUGGAUAUGUAUGGAAGGAUAGUAUCAGAAUUUUGUAAUGCCAUGGGGUGUUCUCGUUUAGUAUUAUUUGGUCAAAUUCUCUUCACCAUCUUCUUCAUCAGUGUUAACUCCUCCCAGGAUUCGCUACGCAACACGAGGAGAAACACUAUCCAUGCUUAUAUUGUCUCCAUCUCCGCAAUGAUUCUGUCGGAAUGGACAUUUCAUAGAGAAAUGAGUCUUGCCGGUGGCAACUACUACGAAUCCGCCGUCAGAUGGGGAACUUUUUUCUCGUGCAUCUCUUCCAUUAUCGGCGGAAAAAUAGCUGCACGCGUUUCGAAUAUGAUCCUCGAUUCGUUUUCCGUCGACAUUGAGCUCGGCAAUUGCGGGAAGUGCAAAAUGAUAUCCAUGAUUCGUAGAUAUGAAUAUAAUUGGCAACUUGUCUGCGACGAAUGCGGUGGUUUUUAA